Messenger RNA from Syzygium oleosum, 5985 nucleotides. Its product is annotated as pleiotropic drug resistance protein 3-like. Bases 1304 to 5758 code for a protein of 1484 amino acids. Gene Ontology annotation, cellular component: membrane. The transcript is spliced from 23 exons. NCBI's taxonomy places the organism in Eukaryota, Viridiplantae, Streptophyta, Magnoliopsida, Myrtales, Myrtaceae. Gene Ontology annotation, molecular function: ATP hydrolysis activity; ABC-type transporter activity; ATP binding. The record is from RefSeq and is a predicted model, not a curated record.
UCCUCCUCUCUCUUGCUUAUUCUUGGAUGGAUGUACUGGAAUCUGCAAUGAUGCAGGUCUUCUGUUUGAUGUUUUGAGCCCGAGAGGGAAUCAUGCGUCGGUUUUUUUUUGGUCGUGUAUCAUGUGUUGGUUAUGCUGUUAUUAUCGUUAUUAUCAUUCCUUCGCAUCAACUGGGUUGACUUUGAAGCUUCUUGGGCAUACCCAACUUUCGAGACAAGCAUAUUUGAUCUGUCACGGUUUAAAAAUGAAGUAUAUUCUAUAUGUGUUUGGGCUCGUAGAAUGUCAAAGUCAUGACUGAUUGGCAUAUUUAUAUACCCUGAUUCGUUAGAUAAGACCUCGAUUGUAAAUAUCGUACCGAUUUCUUUUGGUAUUCUGUUAGUGAUGCCCCAAUCUGCUGAUGUAUGCACCAUGUUAUUGAUUUCAAAGCAAUAUAUAUAUAUUUCCCCCUACCCUCUCAAGAUAACCUGUGGUUGUGCCUUGCUAUUCUUAAUGCUGAGUUCUACCAUCUAAUGCCACUGCCUUGGCCUUGAAGUCUCUACAUGUUUCUGUUCUGUUGUGGAUUGAAUUUGUGACUCGUGUUUAAUUGGUGUUCGGUGAAAAUUGGGGUGCGAGUUAAUACCUGUGCAUUGAAUCUGUGGCGUAGAGGCACUGCCAUGCUUAACCUCAUAGAGGCGUAAGGCCCAGCCCCCACAUCGAGGUGGAACAAAGCUGAUCCUGUGUCCAUAUAAGGGUUACUAGUUUGUGAUGCAGUUUUCAUGAAUAUUUCACACCAAUUGAACCACAUUGAUACUUGUGUUCUUUUAAUGAACAAGUUAAAGUUACUAAUUCAUUCCAAAGGAGGAAUUGCCUCAGUUACCUUGAGCUUGGUCUAUAAUUUGGGGAAGUAUUGCCUAUUUCACAAGGGGAAGAGAAGUAAGAGGUGACAGGGAAGCAUGAAACGUCUACCAGCCUGAACUACUUAGUGGUUUCAUGCUUUGAUUUGAAAGAGAGAAUGCAAGCUGCUAGAAUAUGGAGGUCAACUCCCUAAUUUUUAUUAAUUGAGAAGGCAAUAUACACGUACCCAAAAUAAGAUUUUGGCAGAUUCGCUAAAACUUGAUUACCUGACAUGACUCUCUAACUUCCCCUGCCGUCUCAAAAACCUUGUUAUUUUAUCGGUUCCACAUUCCUUGUGCAGCAAGAAUAGAAAUGAUGUAUUUGAUUACUUCAUCUUCAUUUGAUACCAGUAACGUUGGUCUAUAAAUGCAUAAGCAUAUAGUGUUCUAGCUUUUCUUCAGAGUAGACAUUUGUGCCUGCACUCUCACAUAUGGCUGAGCUAAUUGGGACAGAAUCAGAUGGAAUAGAGUCGAUUAGAAACGAGUUAUCAGAGCUAGGAAGAAGCCUCAGAUCAUCGUUUCGACUUCACACUUCAAGUCGUCGAAGCACUUCAUCUGUGAGCAAAACAAAAGAUGAUAUUAACAAUGAAUAUGAUCUACAAUGGGCUGCUAUUGAGAGGUUGCCAACUUUCGAGCGUUUGAGGUCAUCACUGUUUGAUGAGGAGAACGAUGGAAGGGAGGUUGAUUAUAAAGGAAAGAAGCUGGUUGAUGUUACAAAGCUUGGUGCAUUGGAACGUCAUUUUUUGGUGGAGAAGCUCAUCAGGCAUAUCACGAAUGACAAUCUUAAUUUGCUGCGCAAGAUUAGAGACAGAACAGGAAAGGUUGGUGUCAAAUUGCCCACCAUAGAAGUCAGAUAUCUGAAUUUAUGUAUUCAAGCAGAUUGUGAGAUAGUUGAAGGAAAGCCCCUGCCCACUCUCUGGAAUUCUCUAAAAAGCAUGCUUCCUGCUAUUCCUGCAAUGCCAGGUUCAAAAUUACGUAAGGCCAAAAUAAGCAUCAUCAAGGAUGUCAGUGGAAUUAUAAAACCCGGAAGAAUGACUCUGCUGCUUGGACCUCCUGGAUGUGGGAAAACUUCCUUUCUAAAGGCUCUUUCUGGGAAUCUAAGCCAAUCGCUUAAGGUCACCGGACCAAUUUCAUAUAAUGGUCACAAGCUUGACGAGUUCAUCCCCCAGAAAACAUCUUCUUACAUGAGCCAAUAUGAUCUGCAUAUUCCAGAAAUGACUGUGAGGGAAACGCUGGACUUCUCCGCCCGUUGUCAAGGUGUUGGAAGCAGAGAAGAUAUCAUGAUGGAGAUCAACAGAAGGGAGAAGGCAGCGGGAAUCGUUCCAGAUCCUGAUAUAGAUACUUACAUGAAGGCAAUUGCACUCAAAGGACUUAAAAGAACCCUUCAGACAGACUACAUUAUAAAAAUCCUAGGGCUGGAUAUCUGUGCAGACACAUUGGUUGGAGAUCCCAUGAGAAGAGGCAUAUCAGGUGGUCAAAAGAAGAGACUGACUACAGCGGAGAUGAUUGUUGGCCCAAAUAAAGCUCUAUUCAUGGACGAAAUAACAAACGGAUUGGACAGUUCAACUGCCUUUCAGAUGGUUUCUUGUCUUCAGCAACUAGCACAUUUAACUGACGCCACUAUACUGGUUUCACUUCUCCAGCCUGCGCCAGAAACAUUUGAUCUUUUUGAUGACCUUAUUUUGAUGGCUGAAGGGAAAAUUGUGUACCAAGGCCCUUGUGACCAAGCUCUGAAGUUUUUUGAGGAUUGUGGAUUCAGGUGUCCCAAAAGAAAAGGGGUUGCCGAUUUCCUCCAAGAGGUUAUAUCUAGAAAAGACCAAGCACAAUAUUGGCAGCAUCCUGAGCUACAUUACAGUUAUACAUCAGUCCAUAUGUUCUGUAAAAAGUUCAAGGAAUCUAACUGUGGGAUGAAGCUAGAUCAGGAACUUUCAGACACGUUUGAUAGGUCCAAAAGCCACAAAAAUGCUCUUUCUUUUAAUCUAUACUCUCUGUCCCGAUGGGAACUUCUUAGAGCAUGCAUGACAAGGGAACUUCUUCUCAUGAGGAGAAAUUUGUUUAUCUAUGUUUUCAAAUCAGUACAGCUUAUUUUCAUUGCAUCUAUCACGAUGACUGUAUUCUUGCGGACUCGGAUGGGAAUAGAUGUUUUUCAUGCCAACUACUAUAUGGGCUCUCUGUUUUAUGCACUAGUCAUACUCCUCGUUGAUGGAUUACCGGAAUUGGCAAUGACCGUUUCGAGGCUUUCAGCCUUCUAUAAACAAAAGGAGCUGUACUUUUACCCUGCUUGGGCUUAUGCAAUUCCAGCAUCUAUACUAAAAAUUCCUCUUUCACUGCUGGAAUCUGUGGUUUGGACAUCUCUUACAUAUUAUGUGGUUGGAUACAGUCCUGAGGUAGGCAGGUUCUUCCGCCAACUAAUACUUUUGUUCUCUGUACACUUGUCCUCAAUAUCCAUGUUCCGUUUUCUGGCCUCAAUCUUUCAAACUGUGGUUGCUUCCACCACAGCUGGUAGUUUUGCAAUUGUGAUAUUGAUGCUAUUUGGCGGUUUCAUCAUCCCAAAAUCCUCUAUGCCUGCUUGGUUGAAGUGGGGUUUCUGGGUUUCUCCACUAUCAUACGGAGAAAUCGGACUUUCUGUUAAUGAAUUUGAUGCUCCACGAUGGAAAAAGAUAUUGUCAGGAAACACUACAAUUGGGCAUGCAACCCUUGAAAGCCGAGGACUAAACUUCGAUGGAUAUCUAUUUUGGAUAUCAGUUGGUGCCUUAUGGGGAUUUACCUUACUGUUCAACAUUGGUUACACUUUGGCCUUAACUUUCUUGAAGCCUCCAGGAUCAUCACGUGCUAUUAUUUCACUUGAGAAAUACUUGCAUAGUUGUGAAACUGAAGAUUCUCAUGACAGCAUAAAGCAUGAAGAGCCAAAGAAAGUUUCUGCUGGACCUAUGCAAUCAAAAACUGGUCGAGUCCUUAAUCCUCCCUUGUACAAUUAUAGUCGCACUAUAAUUAGCUUCAAUGUUCCUCUAAUUAUUAUUAAAAUUGGCUUCUUUACUGCACAAACAGGCAGGAUGGUUUUACCUUUCACACCAUUGACGCUCGUGUUUAAAGAUGUGCAAUACUACAUAGACACCCCUGUGGAAAUGAGAGAACAAGGAUUCGCACAGAAAAGACUGCAACUUCUCUCUGAUAUCACAGGCGCAUUCAGACCUGGUGUUCUUACUGCAUUGAUGGGUGUGAGCGGAGCUGGGAAAACCACUCUUAUGGAUGUCCUUUGUGGGAGAAAAACUACCGGCUAUAUUGAAGGAGAACUAAAAGUUGGUGGUUAUCCCAAAAUUCAAGAAACAUUUGCAAGAGUCUCUGGUUACUGUGAGCAAACGGACAUACAUUCCCCACAGAUCACUGUAAAAGAGUCUGUCAUAUUUUCUGCUUGGCUUCGUUUAGAUCCUCAGAUUGACUCAAAACGUAAAACAGAAUUUGUCAAUGAAGUCCUGGAGACAAUUGAGCUUGAAGGAAUAAAAGAUUCUUUAGUGGGCGUACCUGGUGUUAGUGGUCUAUCCACAGAGCAACGGAAAAGACUCACAAUCGCUGUAGAACUUGUUGCAAAUCCUUCCAUAAUUUUUAUGGAUGAGCCUACAACAGGACUUGACGCUAGAGCCGCUGCGAUUGUCAUGCGAGCAGUGAAGAAUAUAGUUGACACAGGAAGAACAAUAGUUUGCACCAUCCACCAACCCAGCAUUGACAUAUUCGAGGCUUUUGAUGAGUUGGUUUUAUUAAAAACUGGUGGACGGCUGAUUUACUCUGGGCCCUUGGGACAUAACUCGACCAAGAUUAUAGAGUACUUUGAGAGUAUUCCAGGGGUGCCAAAGAUUAAGAGCAACUACAAUCCGGCUACAUGGAUGCUAGAGGUGACUUCUACCUCAGCUGAAGCUGAACUUGGCAUUGAUUUUGCUCUAAUAUACCGUGACUCGGCAAUAUAUGAGACUAACGAAGAGCUUGUAAAGCACUUGAGCACUCCACCUAUCGGUACUAGUGACUUGCACUUCUCCUCCCAAUUCUCACAGAACUGGUGGGGACAAUUCAAAUCUUGUCUCUGGAAGCAGUACUUGUCCUAUUGGAGAAGUCCUCUUUACAACUUGAUGCGCAUCCUCUACACAUUUGCUGCGUCUAUUCUCUUCGGGGUAUUGUUCUGGAAUGAAGGGAAGAAACUAAACAACCAGCAGAACUUAUUCAACAUAUUUGGUUCGAUGUACGUAGCUGUGAUCUUCUUGGGCAUAAACAACUGCUCAUCAGUACUACAGUAUGUUGCUAUGGAACGGACCGUCAUGUAUCGUGAGAGAUUUGCAGGGAUGUACUCUUCAUGGGCUUUUUCACUAGCACAGGUGGUUGUUGAGAUACCAUAUAUAUUGGUUCAAGUAAUUUCAUUUGUUAUCAUCACCUAUCCGAUGAUUGGUUAUUUCGGGUCAGGAGACAAGAUUUUCUGGUACUUCUAUGUCAUGUUCUGCUCAUUGCUGUCAUUCAAUUACCUCGGAAUGCUGCUCGUGUCCCUGACACCAAAUUUCAUGGUGGCUGCAAUUCUACAAUCUGCCUUCUACUCAAAUUUUAAUCUUUUUGCUGGGUUUUUGAUCCCAAAACCGAGAAUUCCAAAAUGGUGGAUCUGGUUGUAUUAUAUGUGUCCAACAUCGUGGGCGCUUAACGGUCUGCUAACUUCGCAAUAUGGAGAUAUUGAUAAGGAUAUAACGGUAUUUGGAGAAACCAAAACAGUGGCGGCCUUCUUGAAGGAUUAUUUCGGAUUUCACCACGAUCAAUUGUAUGUUGUGGCCAUCGUCCUCGCUGCCUUUCCUUUGCUGCUAGCAACUCUUUUUGCAUACUGUAUAGGGCGCUUCAACUUCCAGAGAAGGUGACAUCAUGCUUCUCUGUUAGUAUUACAGUGUAAAUUCUAGUUGUACAAUCCUCAAAACUUAGCCAAAUAAAGUGAAUAGGCUUUUGUGACAAUGGAAUGGCCUCAUUUAUUCGACCAAACAAAAAAAAUGGCCUCAUUCAAAAGUUUAGUAUUCUGGAUUUAGAAGUGUAGUUGCUUCAGUAUGGCCAAUUUGUAAAAGCUUAGACGAGGAUUCAACGUUAGACAGUA